CACGCACAAAACCUCUCCUUCUUCCCUGCGUCCGUUUCCUCCGCCGUUUUGCUCGUUCCCUCUGCACGCUGCACCGACGACGAGAUGCGACCAGGAAUCCGACACUAUUCCGGUUCGCGUGCGCCAGGCCGACGGGAAGCAGCGGCGACCAACCCUUCCUCUCUAAGAUCUGAUUUCUUCAAGUUUUGAGGUAGGAACACAGAUUCUGAUGGGCAACCCGGAGGGCACCCCAAAUAUGGGAAUUGAAACUUUGAACGGUGCGAAUUUUUCUUCAUGGAAAGAUUCACUGAUGCUAACUCUUGGCAUGUUGGAUUUUGAUUAUGCACUGAGAGAGCCUGCCCCUCCUGCACUCACUGAUAAAAGUACUGCUGAAGAUAAAAUAGUACAUGAGAGAUGGGAAAGGUGCAACAGAAUGGCUCUUAUGCUCAUCAAAAAUUCUAUCAGCAUAAUCAUCAGAGGAGCUAUUCCAGAUUCAUCUAAUGCUAAAACAUAUCUGGUUUCCGUGGAGGAACAAUUCAAAGCAACUUCUAAGGCACAUGCUAGUACUCUUAUUUUGAAGAUGGUGACUACUAAAUACGACGGGAAUAGCGGCAUUCGUGAGCACAUCAUGAUGAUGAACGACAUGGCCCGUAAGCUUAAGGGUUUAGACAUGGAGAUCAGUGAAGGUUUUCUGGUGCACUUCAUCAUGACUUCUCUUCCUGCAUCUUUUGAAGCUUUCAAGAAACGUGAUGCAAGUGCUUCUUCUGGCUCUAAGAACUCCAAAGAGAAGUCUUACUGCAAGUUCUGCCACAAGGAAGGACAUAGACAGAAAGACUGCCAAGACUUUAAGGAGUGGCUCACAAAGAAAGAGGAGAACAAACUAUUGAGUGAAGAGAAUCUCAAGUUGACUGAAGGUCGGAAAAGUCAACUGAAUGAGAUCACUCAACUCAAGACUGAAAAUGAAUCUCUCUCUGAAAAAGUGAAAUCCCUUAACAAAGAGCUAGGGAUACUCAAGUCCAAAGAAGCAGUGGAUAAGCUUCUUGAAACGACCAAACAUAAGGGUCGUGAAGGACUUGGGUUUGACCCCUCCAAUUCUAAAAGGAAAGGGAAAACAACUUUCAUUCCUCCUAAACCUACUGCUAAACCAAAUAAGCAGAAAGGGAAGGAAAAGGAAAAACCAACAGAAGUUCCCAAAAAGGAAGCCGCUAAGUACCCAGGUGUCUGGUACUUAGACAGUGGCUGUUCAAGACACAUGACGGGUGAUGCGAGCCUUUUGAGCAAUCUAAUUCCCUAUGAUGGUCCAAGAGUUACUUUUGGAGGAAGCAAUGAUUUUGGCUUCACUAAAGGGCUAGGAAAUUUGGUGUACAAGGGACUAACCAUUCAAGCUGUAUCUUAUGUUGAAGGACUCAAUUAUAACCUUCUUAGCAUAAGUCAGUUUUGUGAUAAAGGUUACUCCUUGGAAUUCUGCAAGGACAUGGCAUCUCUCAAGAACAUCUCCACAAAUGAAGUGAUUCUCACUGGGAAGAGAAUCAGAAACAUCUAUGAAGUGAUAUGGAACGAUGUCAAGGAAGCAUGUCUAAUCAGCAAAG
Cuscuta campestris is the source of this 1568-nucleotide messenger RNA. NCBI's taxonomy places the organism in Eukaryota, Viridiplantae, Streptophyta, Magnoliopsida, Solanales, Convolvulaceae. The record is from the annotation of a GenBank genome assembly.